Molecule: messenger RNA, 3966 nt
Organism: Vespa velutina
Lineage: Eukaryota; Metazoa; Arthropoda; Insecta; Hymenoptera; Vespidae
Product: methylglutaconyl-CoA hydratase, mitochondrial-like
Exons: 5
Coding region: 2944-3852 (302 amino acids)
Biological process (GO): fatty acid beta-oxidation
Cellular component (GO): mitochondrion
Molecular function (GO): enoyl-CoA hydratase activity
Source: RefSeq, a predicted model, not a curated record
CGAAAGAAUAAGGGAAUCUAGUAUUGUAUUAAUAAAAUAAAAACACAAGAAUCGCAAAAGAGAAGCAGUAUUAUGCAUCGUAAAUGAAAAUUUUUGUCGUCAUAAGAAAAUUACCUAUACUUUUUUUAUUAUCUUGGAACAGGAUGGUCAUUUGUAUAAGAAUCAACAAAAACUUAAAAACAUCAUUGCGAAAGUAAUAUGUGCGAAGUAAUGGUGAAAUUGAAAGUAGUAUCGCUAAAAUAAAAACCAAAAAUUACGAAUUAAAAACAUUGUUUGUUUGUUAAUUUUUCGCGAUUUAAUAUUGUUUGUUCGAGAAAAAUAUUUUUAACAAUAGGACAGAUUGUAUUUAUACAAGACAGUAGAGUUUUGCGAAUUAAAUUCAGUGAUCGUUUGUUAAUAAAUAACUAGUGCGUAUUAAAGUCGGCGUAUCAUUGAAGAUGGAUUCAAUUUACAGCGAUGUUGACUUAUCUGGAACCAUCCUAGAACUUCUUAAGUGAGUUUUUUAAUCGGAGACUCUUUUCUUGCUUGCACGUAAUGGAUGACCUGCAAGAAGUAAAGAAGAGAUUAUAUGCCGAAAAGGCCUCCACAAACUGUGCCUUAAGAAGGCAACUUAGAAUACUAAAUUAUUUUGGAAGACUCAUAAGAGCCUUUUCAGAAUGGCUCUUAGUUAUAUUUUAAUUUUAUCACGUCAUUUAAAAUGCUUUUAUGACGAUGAGUAGAUUCCAUCUUCGAUCCCAUAUUGCCCUGCGUACACGAAUAAGAUUAUUUCAUAUUUUAUGCAUUUUUAUUAGCAAAAUCGAGAAAAGUAUAUUUUUCACUUUUUUUUUUUUUAUAAUUCAAUUAAAUUCAUAAUUUUAUUUUUAUAUAAUCAAGUUUCAUAUUAAAAUCAUAGCUACGAAAUGUAUAAGAUGACAUUUAUGAGAACCACUGAAACAGCACUGAAUAAAAGUGUGUAUGAAGCCGAAACAAACAAACGAAAAUGUAUUAAGGUUACAUUUUUGCGUAUGCAAGUAGAAUUAUUUGAAAUUGUAUAUUUUUAUUAUUAAAGUCGAGUCUCUUACAUUUUUCGCUUUUCUCUUUUUUUUUUUAAUUAAAUUAAAUUCAUACUUUUAUCUUUCCAAAGGAGUAUAUUUCUUAUUUCUAUAUAAUUAAGUUCUAUUAAAGUCAUAGUAACGAAACGUAUAAGAUAUGGCACUUGUGAGAGUCACUGAAACUACACAUAGAGUUGAAAUAAGCAUAUUUAAAUAUAUCCCGUGUUCUUCGCGUCACGAGAUUUAUUCAUGACAGACGCAGGUUAUGAAAAUGAUAAUAAAAUGUAUAGAUAUAAGAAAUAGAUCUCACGGUACUAUCGAUUUAAAAUCAACCGUGUUGAAUGCACACGGAUUUGUACAGGAGAAUAUAAAAUCUUUCAAUUGCAUAAAAUUUAGUUAGAGUUAAUAAAUGUAGUAGUUGAAAUUACUGUGCAGUUAGCGUUGGACCAGAAUUUUCACGAAGUAUAAUGUAAUGCAUAUCAUAAAAAAAAUAAUAUGUAUUAUUUUUAACAAUAAAAAGAUCGUAUAUAUUAUUUUUUUAUGAUAUGCAUUUCAUUGCAAGUAAUAUUGAGCUGAUGGUUGCUUGAUUCAUUUGCAUGAUCCAUUUGCAUCAAAAACAAAUGAAAAAUAAUGUCCUUAUCACCAAAUUUUUUUUUGUAUUUAUAUAGACAAAUUAAAAAAAAAGAAAAAACUAUAUUCCAGUAAUUUUUACAUAUAUUCUAUGUCAAUUAUAUAAAAGUUCAGUGCUCUGUAAUAAAAAACAAAAACAAAAAUAUAAUAAAAAUUAUUUAAGAAAGAAUAAAUCUUAUUACAUAUACAUUAUUGAUAAUAUUGACUAUUGACAGAAAUAUUGUUUGUAGUAGGAAUAAUUGUUUUGUAUAGUACGACAUUAUUUGAAGUGAUCCAUGCAUACAGAUACUUCACAGUUUUCAUACUGAUAAAUUGUUUCUAUUCUUUUCUUUUGAGAUAAAUAAACGACAUAACACUUUUGAGCUUUUCUUGAUGAAGUUGUUUUUAUCACUAAUGAAAAAUGUUGCCUAGUAACUUGAUAGCAAUGAUGGACUUUUUGUAACCUGUUUAAUUUUGUUUAUAUUUUUAAUUUUUUUAUAUAAUUUUAGUUUUUUUAUAUAACAAACGUACAAAUAACCGUAAAUAUUCGCGCCAACUCACAAUAUCUAAGAAUGUAACACACUUUGGUAAUAAGAUGAAUGUAACACACUUUGAUAAUGAUCAGAAAAUUUACGCAUAUAUAUAUGCUAAUAAUCGAAAUAGUUUAAAUAAACUUUAGCCAUAUAUAUAAGUUUAAUUAGAAAGAUGGAAUAUAAAGUUCGUACAGUUAACAAAUAUUUUUUAAGUAAUCUAUCUUUAUAAUUUAUACUCCUAGUUAGAAGUAUAGUCUAUAUAGAAGUAUAAUCUACACAAGCCUAUACAUCGAUACAAUAGACACAUGGUGAAGAAAAUGCUUCCCUAUUGUGUUUGUAGUUCAUAUUUCGUCCAUACCCGCUGAAGUCACUGAUGUUUCGUGCGAAAGAUGGUAAUCAGUUUGUAACCGAUCAUUUAAAACUGUAACUUUGUAUGUUUUUGAUGUAUUUUUAAAUGAUGUUGCAUGUAUUACAAAUUAAAUAAUAUUAAAAAAAAAUAUUAUGAUAUACGAUGAGUUAUCCAGAGAAAAUUAAAAAUUGUGAAUUACAAUUUUGUAUUAUUUGGCGGUAAAGCUGAAGUUAAGUUAAAUAUGCCAUAUUUGAACUUUCGUUAAUUUUUUUUUACUAGCUAGCAAUUUGCAUAAUGCUAUAGCUUCAUUAUCGGUCAAAAUGAGAAUGUACAAAGUCCAAAUAAAUUUAUAAAAAAAUUGAAUUCUGUACCUAAUAAAUACAGUGUAUUUAAUUCUGAAAAUUGUAGGUUUUUUUAAGUCAUGAUUUCCUUAAUAAAAAACAUUCAGAUUGCUUCACUUGUUUACAAUGGCAGUAGAAUUACAACACAAUUAUUUUCUACUAAUACAAAGUUACAUUUAGAAACUGAGGUAAAAGAAGUGAUCUUAAAAUAUCUUGAUGGGAAAGAUAAUGGUAUAGUAGUUCUAGGGCUAAAUCGCCCGAAUACCCGUAAUGCUUUUGGAAAAAAUCUUGUUUCGCAAUUAAAUAAUGCAAUCUCUACUAUUAAACAAGAUGAUAAAUUACGAGUACUAAUUAUUCGUAGUCUGGUACCAUUCGUGUUCUGUGCUGGUGCUGAUUUGUAUGAAAGAUUAAAGAUGAGUAAAUCAGAAGUGUCAGAAUUCGUAACAUCCUUAAGGAAUAUUAUGAACGACAUAGAGUCAAUAUCAAUACCAGUUAUAUCUGCUAUAGAUGGUGUAGCAUUAGGUGGUGGUUUAGAACUUGCAUUGGCUACAGAUAUUAGAAUAGCUGCUUUAGAGGCAAAACUAGGUCUUGUAGAAACAAAACUAGCAAUAAUACCAGGUGCCGGUGGUACUCAGAGAUUACCAAGAAUAGUUGGAUCUGCUAUAGCUAAAGAACUUAUUUACACAGCGCGUAUUUUGAAUGGACAACAAGCAAAGAAUAUUCAUCUUGUAAAUGAAGUUGUACUACAGAAUAAAAAUGGUGAUGCGGCUUAUCAAGCUGCAUUAUCACUUGCAAGAGAAAUUCUACCUAAUGGUCCUAUUGGAGUAAAACUAGCAAAAGAGGCUAUAUCAAAAGGUAUAGAAAUGUCUAUAGAAGAUGGAUUAGAAAUUGAAAAACAAUGUUACAAUAAAGUUAUAAAUACUGAAGAUAGAUUAGAAGGUCUUUCAGCAUUUACAGCAAAACGAGUGCCUAUUUAUAAAGGUAUAUAAAUUUAUGUAUUAUAGGAUAAUUAUUUGAAAUCCAACUAUGAUUGUUAUCUUUUAAAAUCUAUAACUGAAAGAAUGAAUUUGUGGGGAUCAAUAUUUAUAUGAUACUUUUGCAUC